Eublepharis macularius is the source of this 729-nucleotide messenger RNA. It is a transcript of the gene WDR83OS, whose product is annotated as WD repeat domain 83 opposite strand. Gene Ontology annotation, biological process: protein insertion into ER membrane. The coding region runs from base 221 to 541 and encodes 106 amino acids. Lineage: Eukaryota; Metazoa; Chordata; Lepidosauria; Squamata; Eublepharidae. Gene Ontology annotation, cellular component: endoplasmic reticulum membrane. The transcript has 4 exons. Gene Ontology annotation, molecular function: protein folding chaperone. The record is from RefSeq and is a predicted model, not a curated record.
GGGUCACCACCUGGAAGUAAAAUAAGAGAGGACCCCAGAGAUACACUGACGACAUUUAUUCUAGCAUAAGCUUUCGCGUACCAGAGCUUGUUUUACCGUUUGGAACUAAACCUUUUGAGUUCUGCGGUGUUACUGUAUGUAUUGCUCCCCAUGGGGCUAAAAGGAAACGGAAGCUGAAGCUGUUGAAGCGGCUGCCUGAAGUAGCCUGGGACGCUUUGCGAUGUCCAGCAACAACAUGGCGGAUCCGCGGCGGCCUAACCGCGUGCUCAGGUACAAGCCUCCAUCUACAGAGAAUAAUCCUACCUUGGAAGACCCUACACCAGAUUACAUGAAUCUACUGGGAAUGAUUUUCAGUAUGUGUGGCUUGAUGCUGAAGCUAAAGUGGUGUGCCUGGAUUGCUGUCUACUGCUCAUUUAUCAGCUUUGCUAAUUCAAGGAGCUCAGAAGACACCAAACAGAUGAUGAGCAGCUUCAUGCUGUCUAUCUCUGCAGUGGUGAUGUCCUAUUUGCAAAAUCCUCAGCCCAUGUCUCCUCCUUGGUGAAAGGAUAACACUUCUCCAUAGAGUUCUGCUCUUAUAGAGCAGAAAGUAGUCCUUGUUGAGGGGAGAGGACAUUUUUCUCAGGCAAUCCAUUUGCAUUUGCACAAGCAAAGUGUUGCAUAAUUUGGGAGUACUCAUUUAGAUGUCAAUAAAAUGAUGGCUAUUAAAAAUGCUUUGGGUGCAAUGCCAAA